CCCUCGUCUCUUCUUAGCGUCGUAUCCUUAUCAUCAAUUCCACCGCCAAAAAGAAAGAAACAAAAAAAUUGAUAAUUCAGCCAUUGAUUCACAAGCCAGAUUCGAGAUACGUGCCUUAACAUAUCGUUGAUUAAUAAUAACAAAAAAAGAAAAAAAACAUUAAAAAAAAGAAGAAAAAAUGGAUGUUUUUAUUUGCAUCUCUGUUCUGCAUUGCCUAGUCUGUAUCAGUAUUUUCCUCUGGCUUCGUAGGGCAGCUCUUCCAGGAUUCCAGGGUGCUGGAUGCCCCAUGUUAUUUUACUACUACAGUUUUUCUUCUUUUGAAAGGAUUUUAUUCUCUACUCUUGACUGAGAUCUGUUCUUUUCAGAAUUGUUUGAUCGCUACUUGGAUUUCGGUUCAUACCCAUUGUUUAAUUCUUCGGUUACAAGUAUAAGAUGCUUGGGAAUGGAGUUGUUGGAAUCCUUUCCGAGUCUGUGAAUAAAUGGGAAAGAAGGGUUCCUCUAACCCCAUCACACUGUGCUCGACUUCUACACAGUGGGAGGGAAAAAACUGGAGUAGCCCGUAUAGUUGUGCAGCCGUCUACAAAACGCAUCCAUCAUGAUUCACUCUAUGAGGAUGUUGGUUGUGACAUAUCAGAUGACUUGUCAACAUGUGGUCUAAUUUUGGGUAUCAAGCAGCCAAAGCUAGACAUGAUUCUUCCUGAUAGAGCUUAUGCCUUCUUCUCACAUACUCACAAAGCUCAGAAAGAAAACAUGCCUUUGUUAGAGAAGAUUCUGGCGAAGAGGGUAUCAUUGUAUGACUAUGAGCUUAUUGUUGGGGACCAUGGUAAAAGGUUACUUGCAUUUGGCAAAUAUGCUGGCAGAGCAGGAAUAAUUGAUUUCUUAUGUGGAUUAGGACAGCGGUACCUAAGUCUUGGAUAUUCAACACCUUUACUCUCUCUGGGUGCAUCUUAUAUGUAUCCCUCGUUGGCUGCUGCAAAGGCUGCAGUGAUCUCUGUGGGUGAAGAGAUAGCAUCUCAGGGACUGCCAUCAGGAAUAUGUCCUCUAGUCUUUGUAUUCACCGGUUCUGGAAAUGUUUCUCAUGGUGCACAAGAGAUAUUUAAACUUCUUCCUCAUACUUUUGUUGAACCAAGCAGACUUCCAGAACUCUUUGGGAAGGUAAGGAAUCUUAAUUCACCAGCACGAACAUCAAAGAGGGUCUUUCAAGUUUAUGGUUGUGUUGUGACUAGUCGGGACAUGGUUGAGCACAAAGAUCCUUCAAAAAUAUUUGAUAAAGCAGAUUAUUAUGCACAUCCAGAGCAUUACAACCCCGUUUUCCAUGAAAAAGUAGCCCCAUAUGCAUCAGCAAUUGUCAAUUGCAUUUAUUGGGAGAAAAGAUUUCCUCGGUUGUUGAGUACCCAGCAGCUUCAAGAUCUAAUGAGGAAAGGAUGUCCACUUGUUGGGAUCUCUGAUAUAACUUGUGAUGUAGGGGGCUCAAUAGAGUUUGUUAAUGAAACUACGUCAAUAGACUUACCUUUCUUCAGAUAUGACCCCUUAACCGAUUCCUACCAUCAUGACAUGGAGGGUAAUGGAAUAUUAUGUUCAGCUGUUGAUAUUCUCCCAACUGAGUUUGCAAAAGAGGCUUCUCAACACUUUGGAGACAUUCUGUCCCAGUUUGUUGGUAGUUUAGCCUCUACAGCCGAUGUUUCCAAGUUACCUGCACACCUGAAGAGAGCUUGCAUAGCCCAUGGGGGAGCACUUACCUCCUUAUAUGAAUAUAUCCCUCGUAUGAGAAAUUCAGACACAGAAGAUAUAUCAGAUAAUCUUGCUAAUGGACACUCUAACAAGAAAUACAGUGUAUUGGUAUCUCUGAGUGGCCACUUAUUUGACCAGUUCCUGAUAAAUGAGGCUUUGGAUAUAAUUGAAGCUGCAGGUGGUUCCUUUCACUUGGUGAAGUGCCAAGUGGGCCAGAGCACAAGCGCCAUGUCUUACUCAGAACUCGAGGUUGGUGCAGAUGAUAGGGAAGUUCUGGAUCAGAUUAUUGAUUCUUUAACUUCUGUUGCUAAUCCAAGUGAAAAUCAUGUAAUCAUAAGUCAAGAAAUGAAUAAGAUUUCCCUGAAGGUUGGUAAGAUCCAGGAGACUGUCGACACGACUGAGUUUGACACAAAAAGGAGGAAAUCGGUUCUUAUUCUGGGUGCAGGCCGGGUCUGUCAACCAGCUGUUGAGUUGUUAGCAUCAACAGGAAGCAGUUCAUCCCGCCAAUGGUAUAAGACAUGCCUUGAAACUGAUUUUGAAGAGCAGAACGAUGUUCAUGUUAUUGUUGCGUCUCUCUACCUUAAGGAUGCAGAAGAGAUAAUUCAAGGUAUUCCAAAUGCAACAGCAGUUGAGCUUGAUGUGACAGAUCAUGGAUCUCUUUGUGAAUAUAUUUCACAGGUUGAGGUCGUUGUUAGUUUGUUGCCUCAGAGUUGCCAUGUUGUUAUAGCAAAUGUUUGCAUUGAGCUCAAAAAACAUCUUGUCACAGCAAGUUAUGUUGACAAUUCCAUGUCAAUGCUGGAUGAAAAAGCCAAGAAUGCUGGUAUUACAAUUCUUGGUGAAAUGGGCUUGGACCCUGGAAUAGAUCACAUGAUGGCAAUGAAGAUGAUCAACGAAGCACAUGUCAGAAAGGGCAAAAUAAAGUCUUUCACUUCUUAUUGUGGAGGGCUCCCAUCACCAGCAGCUGCAAAUAAUCCAUUAGCAUAUAAAUUCAGUUGGAAUCCAGCAGGAGCUAUUCGAGCCGGGCAAAAUCCUGCCACUUACAAAUCUCAGGAUGAAACUGUGCAUGUAAAUGGGGAUGACCUCUACUAUUCAGCUGUGAGAUUCCGGAUACCUGAGCUUCCAGCUUUUGCAUUGGAGUGCCUCCCUAAUCGUAACUCAUUAAUUUAUGGGGAGUUGUAUGGAAUAGGAUAUGAAGCAUCAACCAUUUUCCGCGGAACCCUCCGCUAUGAAGGUUUUAGUGAGAUAAUGGCCACACUUGCUAGAAUUGGUCUAUUCAAUGCUGAAGCUCAUCCACUUCUUGAACAUGAAAGUCGACCAACAUUUAGAACUUUCCUAUACAAACUUCUAAAAAUUGAUACUGAAGCAAUGGAUGAAGCUGUAAUUGGAGAGAAGGAGAUAACUGAAAGGAUUGUAAAACUUGGACAUUGCAAGGAUGGAGGAGCUGCAGUAAAGGCUGCCAAAACUAUUAUGUUUUUGGGACUACUCGAGCGGACAGAAAUUCCUGUUUCCUGCCACAGUGCGUUUGCUGUAACCUGUCACCGCAUGGAAGAAAAGCUAGCAUAUUCCCGCACAGAACAGGAUAUGGUUUUGUUGCAUCAUGAAGUGGAGGUAGAUUUCCCAGAUAGCCAACAUACAGAGCAUCAUACUGCGACUUUAUUGGAAUUUGGGAAGGCUAAGAAUGGGAAAAUGACCUCUGCUAUGGCCCUUACUGUCGGUGUUCCGGUAGCAAUUGGAGCUCUGCUUUUACUUGUAAACAAGAUCACAACACCAGGUGUGUUGAGGCCUAUUCAACCUGAAGUAUAUGUACCAGCUUUGGAUAUUCUUCAAGCCUAUGGUAUUAAAUUGAUGGAGAAAACUGAGUGAUCAUUUCUCAAGAUGUCCUUUAUAUGUUCUUGCGGACAAAUGGUGGUUUUUAAACCAGAACUUCCAAAUCAGGAGAAGAUGAUGAUCCGGAUUGGUUCGAUUAUCCCAUUGAGUUUGCUUUGCAAAACCACAAAAGGGCUGGAUAAUACCAAUCUAUUACCCCCAAAGGGCUUUGUAAUUAUUCUAAAAUAAAACAUUCACACAGAUAAUGCGUAUAUCAUUUUGCAUUUUUAUCCAAUAAAAAAGUAUCUUGAUCUUCUCAAAUUACUUUAUUGUUUAUUAUUUAAAAUGGGUACAUAAUAGCAUUAUUAUAAGUAAACAACCAAAAAAAAAAAAAAA
Messenger RNA from Durio zibethinus, 3933 nucleotides. Its product is annotated as alpha-aminoadipic semialdehyde synthase-like. Gene Ontology annotation, molecular function: saccharopine dehydrogenase activity. Gene Ontology annotation, cellular component: cytoplasm. The record is from RefSeq and is a predicted model, not a curated record. Lineage: Eukaryota; Viridiplantae; Streptophyta; Magnoliopsida; Malvales; Malvaceae.